Molecule: messenger RNA, 1005 nt
Organism: Drosophila rhopaloa
Lineage: Eukaryota; Metazoa; Arthropoda; Insecta; Diptera; Drosophilidae
Product: protein Daple
Exons: 5
Coding region: 61-939 (292 amino acids)
Source: RefSeq, a predicted model, not a curated record
GGUCCCUCAGUCGCUGAGUAACAUUUGCACUUAAAAACAUAAGUUUUAGGAAAAAACCCAAUGGAGAAGCGUUCCACGUCCACCAUGCAAGUGCUCUAUGCAGAGCUGGCAGCCGCAAAGGCUCGAAGUGCACAGCUUGAGGAGGAGAAUAUUCUACUGCGCCAUCGUCUGAAUCGCGCAUCUGCCAGCCACAGUAGUAAUGCUGCCGAAAAUGUGGAGGCCAAGAUUUUGGCCUUUCAAUUGGAGGAGGAGCGCGAUCGUCUGAUGGAGUUGGUGCAGCAGCACAAAAAGAAGUACAACAAACUGCAUGACGCCUAUCUGGAGAAGGUGAAGCGCUGUCGAGCCCUGGAGGAGAUGUUUAAGCGGCAGAAGACUCUUACAGGCUUGGUGAUGAAAUCCUCCCUGGAUCAGAGACAUGCAGAGCAACGAAUGAUGAUAGAGAAGCGACAGUCGGCCCAAAGUGAUCUCAAUGAAUUGCAAGAGCUAAAGGCCAAAGUCGAGAAGCUACAAAGAGCCCUAGACGAGUCAUAUGACAUUAUCGAUGAAAUGGAUUUUGAGCUAGAGAGCGUGGAUCUACUUGAAAUGCAAAACCAAACUUUACGGGAUGAGGUGGCUGCUUUGAAGGCGAAUUCAGAGGCUGGAGCAACCAGCUUUGCAGCUUCAGUUCCAAAUGAUGAUGAUCCUCCGCCCAAAUACGAGGAGGAUUAUCCUGGUGCUCAUCACAAAGCAAUGUUGGCUCGUCGAUCCUCUUCAAGCAGUGAAUCCGGCCCAAAGGACGACGAUGCCGAUGCAGAGACCAUGGAAAGAGCUGCUCUGACCCAUAGCCUUAUCCAAACUGUCGAAACGGAGAGUAAUUCCCUGAGACGAGAACUGCUGAGGUCCCGCUGCCAACGAACUAUACGUGGAAAGUUGGAAAAAGAAAGUGAGGAUGCUGAUUAGAAAAAGUUGCACGUUUCGCUUCAUAAAUUAGGUCCAGUCCAACCACAAAUAAAAUUACAACCAGUA